AUGGAACAACAAAAAAAUAAAGAAACAAAUCAUUUACUAUGUCGAAAUAAUUUAAAUGAACGUAUUACCUUAUUGUCACAGAUUGCUAGUGAUAUUCAUAAUAGUAGAUGUGAAAACGAGACUCUUCAGCAAUGUAAACCGGCUAUGAUAAGAUUAUCCAGUCCACUCUCGUCUGCACCUCCAUUAGUACGUAAACGUCGGCUUUCCUCAGAUACACCGGACAUCCCAACGAUGUUAAUACCCAUACAGGAUCAUCGUAGAAUUGUUGUUGAUGAUGAUGAUUUAUUUUUAACAAGACAACUAUUAACACACGAAAAAUCAAAAAAAAAACAAAGAUAUAAUCAAACAACAAUAGAUAAUCAUAACCAUGAACAACUAACAUUGUACGAAGAUUAUUUUAAUCAACGACAACAGCAAUUAACCAAUCAUCUGUUAAAUAAACGUACGCGUUAUGAAAAAAUUAACGAACUUGAGAAUCAACCACCAGUGACAAAACGUAAUCAAAAACAACAAGAACAACAACAAAUGAAUGUGAAUGACUUGAAUAAUUAUAUACACGAUGAGAUACUUGCCAGACAAAAUCGUGGACGAUAUCCAAUAAUAAAUGAUAUGCUUCCAUCAUAUUUUUCAAAUCAACUUCCUCUAUCAAAUUAUAAUUCAACAUUGUUCUCUGUUGAUCAGACAACUGAUGUUCCAAAACAUUCAAAUUCAUAUUAUCGUACAAGCAGUGCACCAAAUCAUCAUCCUUGUUUAGAUCAUUCACAACAACAAAUACAAGCACAAGUAUUUCCUUAUCGACGUGAGAUUCCAGUUGAUGUUGUACGAUCAUUAUCACCAACGUUGACCACGUAUGAUGAUGAACAAACAAUAUUAAGAAAUGUUCCACUGAGUACAAAAAAAAACAUUAAAGCAACUAGUCAAACGAACAGUAUGGUUAUAAGACGAAAUGAAAACAGUAUUAAUACAACACCAAUCACAUCAACAGCAAACAACAAAAACAAUUGUAAUCGUAAUGGGAAUAUAUCGCCAACAUAUUCAGAAACAUCGAGUGAAACAUCAUCAUGUUCAUCAGAUGAAAAUUAUCUCUUUCAACAGCGAUGUCGUUCAAAUUCCAUAGGACGUAAUUCACAUUGGCGUAGUUAUCGCGAACGUGAAAAUUAUGAAGCAUUACUUGAUCUGGCUGAAAAAUUAUCCGAUCCAAAUCGUUUCAAUCAGUUCGAUGUACGUCAGUUUUUAUCCUACCGUUAUAAAGCACCGAAUACUAGUACAAGUGGUGAUGAAGUUUCAACAAUUCGUCGUAGUGGUCGUAUCAGCCCUCAAAAUCGUCAUACGAUAAUACCAUCAACAACUCCAACAUCAUCGACUCAAACAGGUUGUGUUAUCUGUAUGUGUCCGUUUAAAAAUCGUCAAUGUAUUCGACAGUUACCAUGUGGUCAUGAAUAUCAUUCUAAAUGCAUUCAAAAAUGGCUGGAUAUGAAUAGUACUUGUCCACUGUGUCGACAAGACUGGCGUGGUUCAAUUUAUCACACAAUGUAA
Molecule: messenger RNA, 1536 nt
Organism: Didymodactylos carnosus
Lineage: Eukaryota; Metazoa; Rotifera; Eurotatoria; Philodinida; Philodinidae
Source: the annotation of a GenBank genome assembly